AUGGCUGGUCAUUGGAGUCCUCGACAGCGCACGAAUCGCGCCAACACUGUCGGCGCAUUUGUCUUCUUCGUCGUAUUUAUCUACUUCUUCCGCGACACCUUUUUACCCUCGAACACGCCGGCGCGAAAACAUAGAAAUGACUACUCUCAUAUGGCCCUGGGCGACAACGACGUCGAGAUGGUGGUCGCAAGUAUGAAGCAUGAAAAUGUUUCGUGGCUUGAUGAAUAUCUCCCUGAAUGGAAGAAGAACAUUUACGUGGUCGACGACAACAAGGCCAAGUUGACUGUGCCUAUGAACAAGGGUCGCGAGGCCAUGGUCUUCCUGACCUACAUCAUUGAUCGAUACGACUCCCUGCCCGGCAACGUCGUCUUCCACCACGCCGAGCGCUUCCAAUGGCACAAUGACAACCCCGAUUACGAUGCUCUCCCUCUUCUCCAGAACUUCCGUUUCGAUAAUUUAAAGAAGGUCGGCUAUGCCAAUUUGCGAUGUGUCUGGGUCCUUGGUUGCCCUGCUGAGAUUCGACCCAUCAAGGACGAGGCUCCCGCGAAGGAGGGCGAACCUAUUCACGCCCGCCAUGUUUAUAAGGCCGCUUUCCAGGAGCUAUUCCCCAGUCUUGAGAUUCCUGAGGAGGUCGGCGUCACAUGCUGCUCACAAUUUGCUGUUCGCCGUGAGACCAUUCACUUGCGUCCUCGUGCCGAAUAUGUACGAUUUCGUGAGUGGCUGAUUGUGUCUGCUUUGGGAGAUGACCUCAGUGGCAGAGUUCUUGAAUACUCAUGGCACAUCAUCUUUGGCAAGCCCGCAGUCAAUUGUCCAAACGCCGCCGAUUGUUAUUGCCAGAACUAUGGCAUGUGUGAUCUCAAGUGCGAGGCAGAUAAGUGUGAGGGCCAAUACACACUCCCUCCCUUCUCAACCCUCCCUAAGGGUUGGCCCCAGCUCGGAUGGAAGGGAGAGAACCGUGGAUGGAAAGGACAACCAUAA
Messenger RNA from Fusarium mangiferae, 978 nucleotides. RefSeq lists its product as uncharacterized. The coding region runs from base 1 to 978 and encodes 325 amino acids. The transcript has 3 exons. Lineage: Eukaryota; Fungi; Ascomycota; Sordariomycetes; Hypocreales; Nectriaceae. The record is from RefSeq and is a predicted model, not a curated record.